Messenger RNA from Penicillium verhagenii, 3936 nucleotides. RefSeq names its product autophagy protein ATG11 (gene atg11). The coding region runs from base 1 to 3936 and encodes 1311 amino acids. Gene Ontology annotation, molecular function: molecular adaptor activity; protein kinase binding. Gene Ontology annotation, biological process: piecemeal microautophagy of the nucleus; reticulophagy; autophagy of mitochondrion. Gene Ontology annotation, cellular component: phagophore assembly site membrane; extrinsic component of membrane; Atg1/ULK1 kinase complex. Lineage: Eukaryota; Fungi; Ascomycota; Eurotiomycetes; Eurotiales; Aspergillaceae. The record is from RefSeq and is a predicted model, not a curated record. The transcript has 3 exons.
AUGAAUUUACACGUCUAUAUUGCCCACUCUGGUGAGCACCUACUGGCUGAUCCAGUAGCCUUUGCUUCUCCUGAUGCGCUGAAAUCAUGGGUCGUCCGAAACACAUCGAUACCUCCUGCCAGGCAGAUCUUGAUGACUGCCCGGGGGAAAAACGUGAAAACACAAACGCUCGCUACGGAGACUGAGAUAUUCGUAUACGACCGACAAUAUGUAAGCGAGUCUGGCGAAAUUGAGCUUCCGAUGCUCCCUGCGCCCGAUCCCUUUCAGCCAGGCAGCCCUCCGGCUUCCCUUACCGAUCAGAACGAUCUGCAGGCAUGGCGAAACCUUUUCAUGGCAAGGAAAACCUGGGCACAGGGCUUCUCAAGUCGCUGUGGGGCGACGGAUAAGAUGAUUCAAGAGCAUAACCAGCGAACUGAUGUCAUCAAUCGUGCUGUGGGUGUCGCACUUGAGAACCUCAAGUCUCACGUGGGCAAUCUGGAGCAUCGGUUUCAAGAGGCUCAGUCAUGGGCUUCUAAUCUACUAGAGGAGCAACAGAUCGCGCUGGCAGGCUGGCAAGACGCCCUAGCUCGACUAGAGAAUAUACCAGCCCGGAAAGAUUUCCCUCUACUUGGACGUCCAUCCACACCUAAGAAAGAUACCAAUCGACCGACGGGCACUUUGAAUGAUUUUGUUGAUGGAAAUGAGGUUUUACAAGCUGGAGCCGAUGCAGCCGUUGCAUCGCCGCGCUUUGCUGGGCAGAUGGAAGAUAUUGCGAAGACUGUCGGUAAGACCGCGUCAGAUACCCAACGCUUGGUUGAUGACAUUAUCUCCUCGCCUGCUGAAGUAGACGAGGGUCUACUUGCUGAAGUGGAAACCAUUGCAAAGAAGAUCGGAACGGACUACGAGCAUGUUCUUGGGGUCCCAAAUAAUCAAAAGUCGCUGGCAAAUAUCUCCAGACUUGCACUCAACCACACCCAAAAUCUUCUCCCUUCUCUGUUAGCGGCCGGUGCAGAUCUGCAUCAAUCUCUUGUGUAUUCUGUGCGGCGACGUGGCUCUGCAGAGAAAACCGCCCUCCAAUACAUGCGAACCAUCUCAGUACUACAGUCGCGCCUGGCAGACACACAUACUCGUCUGAUCAACCUUGAUGUGAACACAAAUGCUUUCGAGGUAAUUGACGCAGUAUUUCAGUUGCCAAUGGUCUACGGCUCAAUUCUGAUCGAAUCUGUGCGGCGCCACGAGUGGACAGGCAAGAUCAAGGCGGAUUCUUUGAAUUUGGCUGAAGAAAUGGCUAUUCUCCGAGACGAAGAACAAAGACGCCGAAAGAAAUGGGUCAAAAGCAUGGGAGAUCACAUUUCCUUCGGAGAUUCUACAACUCUUGGGAUCGAAGUGAAUCUUCAAGGGCAGGCGGAAGAAUGGCCUGAGGUGGCUCGAAAAGAAAUUGAGACUUACAUAGAAGAGCUACGAUCAAAGCACUCUCUUCCGAAAAUCGCGGACGAUCUAUCUCAGCAGUUUAAGGACUUGGAUACCCCUUCGCGCCAGCAAAGACGGCGAGCUAAGGCAUUCAAGAAUGGUAGUGUGUUUGACAUGGGUCGAAGCUCCAUGCUGCUACGCGGGGAUGACAUGGUCCGAAGCCUGCAGGAUGAAAAGACAAAACUGCAAGAGCGAGUCAAAGGCUCAGAGAGCCGGAUUCGCAAGCUGGAGGACCUUCUUCAUCGCCAAAGCCACUUUAGUCGACCUUCCAGUGGGAACUUUGGACCUGAUUUCCCCAGCUCGCCGGCAUCUCCACAUCCCGACACCCUUUCCAGGCGGUCUUCUGUUUCAUCGAGACGGGUAUCCAUGACGCAGUCCCCAGAAGACAGAGCUCUUGUGCAGCGCAUAGUCUCCCUUGAAGCUGAGCUAAUGACCGAAAGAGAAACUGUACAGAGGCUUCAAAAAGAGGCUCAUACCGAGCGUCAGACCAGUUCUGACAAGUACCAAGAAGCUCAGUCAACCAAGAAGGAUCUGAUUGGGAACCUCGAGGCACGGCAACGUGAGUUCGAGGAUGAGCGAAAAUACUUGGAAGCGGAAGUCAAGAAGUGUCGACUUCGUAACGAGGAGUUGGAGGAGGAAUUAGAUAAGCUUACGGACAGUCGGGAUCAUGACAAACAAGAAGCCGAGGAACAUAUCCAUCAACUUGAGGCUGAAUUGCAAAGUGCUAACGCGAAUGCGGCCGAGAAGACUCAAAAGAUCAAGGGUCUCGAUGAUCGUAUCCAACACCAACAAGAGAAGGAGCAGGCGCUUCAAGACGAGGUCAAGGAUCUUGCGCGCCAAAAUAACGAUUUGAGCCGGAAAGACCGAGAUAACUAUCAUGCUAUACAGUCGGCGUUCAUGAAUCUUUCUCCAGGCGGAUCUGUACCGCCCGAACUCCCUGGUAUAAUUCACGCCAUCGAGAUACUCUCCGAGGGCUUGGCAAUCCACGCCAGGAGCGCCGAAGAUAGUGCGUCAAAGGCGAUGGCUGAGAUGAAAGCUCUUGAGGAACAAACCAAUACGCUCCGAUCACAACUAGAAGAAAAGGGUAAACUUCUCGAGGGUCGUGAGGCUGAAGUGGCUAAGUUGUCAGAAGAGCUUUCUCAGGUGCGAACUGAGAUGGACAGUACAAAAUGUGAACUGGACCAGGAACGCACGAAGCUGAAUACUUUGCAUUCCCAGGUGUCUGCAGGCGAGAUAGGCUCAGAUGCGCUGCGAGAGAAAAUUGCAGAGGAGGAAAGGAAACGCGCAGAUUUGUCACAGAGACUAGUCGAUGCAGAAUCCAAGGCUCGGGAUUUACAAGACAAGAAAGCUGAAUGGGAAAAGAAAAUCGAGGCGUCCUCAGAGGCAGACCGAGAUGCUCAAACUCGCUACGAAGGCCGGGUCAGUAAAUGUUACGAGACGUCCCGGCAACUUUACUCGCAGGUCGAUAAGUUGGAGCGGAUGCUCGAGCAAUUGGGAUUCGCAGUCAUUCAGCAAGAUGGGCAUAUUAUCGUCCAGCGAGCAUCAAAGCUUGCCGCUUCGGCGUCUGGACUGGGCGAGAGCCUCGCACAAUCUGGAAUUGUUUCUGCCAAGCCCGAUAGUUCACUGCUCGAGUGGAUGAAAGCCGUGAGCCCAGAAGAGGAAGAUAUCAAAUUUUCCGCCUUUCUCAAGAGUCUUUCUCGAUUUGAUGUUUCCAUUUUCGGGGACGUAGUCGUGAAGCGCGUGAAAGACAUUGAGGUACUCGCACGCAAGUGGCAAAAGGAAGCCCGCGGCUAUCGUGAAAAGUAUCAUCGGGUUCAGAGUGAAGCUCACGACAAGAUUGCCUACCGGUCUUUCAAGGAAGGCGACCUCGCCCUGUUCCUCCCAACCCGAAAUCAGGCCAUUCGUUCUUGGGCCGCCUUUAAUGUUGGUGCUCCGCAUUACUUCCUGCGUGAACAAGACUCGCACAAGCUCAACAGUCGUGAUUGGUUGCUUGCCCGCAUUUCCAAGAUUGAAGAACGCGUUGUAGACCUUUCGAAAUCAUUGAAUGGUGUUGCUCCUGAUCGGCACUCCCUUGGUGAGGCCAGCGAAGCCGCCUCCUUUGAUGACGAAAAUCCCUUUGAGCUAUCUGACGGUUUGCGGUGGUAUCUUCUCGAGGCCUCAGAGGAGAAGCCUGGUGCACCCGCUACGCCGGGACUCGCGAAGACUACUGUGGCAUCUACGCCCAUUGAUGCCAAAGGCAGUAUUCGCCUUCAACGCACGACCGAAGAGAACACCGUCGCCCAGACUCUGUCAAAGAGCUUAGAUAGCCGUCGCAACAGUUCUCAUUCCAAACGGGGUACACCGACACCAUCUCAAAGAGCCAACGACUCAACUGUCGAUCUGGUUCGCCCCGCUGAUGCUGACGCCGACCCUUCUGGCGCCGGCUUCCAGCGUGAAUCUGCCCCAAUGUUUGAAGAGGUUCGCCGUGACUUACUCCUCGGCCCGUGA